CGCGUCGUGUUCUUUUUCAUUCAUACUGUUAUUCGUUCGUUCGUUUCUUUCUGUGUUGUGUUGUAUUGUGUGUUAAUUGGGAAAUCGUAGAUAUGCAAGGCGGUGGCGGUGAUGAAGAAGUAAACAUAGAUGAAUUGGCAUCCAAUCUCUCUAUUUACAAAGAUCAACUCCACCAGGUUAGACAACUAUUAAUUGAAGAACCCUCUAAUUCUGAGUAUGUCGACAUGGAAAGGGAGCUCUGCGAGGUCAUUGCUUUGACCGAAGAACUCCUCUCAACUGCCAAACUAAAUGAAAUAUCCCCUGCCGCUCAAUCACCCAAGGACAAUAAACAGGAGCUUCAUAAUCAAUUUGAUCAUCAAGACAAAUUUCCUGUUGGCACCAGAGUUCAGGCGGUUUAUAGUGAUGAUGGGGAGUGGUAUGAUGCAACAGUUGAGGCUUACACGCCAAAUGGUUAUUAUGUUAGCUAUGACAGUUGGGGCAAUAAAGAAGAGGUAGAUCCUGCUAAUAUAAGGCCAAUUCAAGAAGGUACUGUUGAUGCUUUGGUAGAAGCUGAGCGAGUUGCCGAAGCUACAAAGCAGGCUAUCAAACGGAAAAUUGCACAAGCUGCAUCUGUUGAUUUUCAGUCACGAAGUUUACCCGCAAAGCUUCGUAUAGAGCCCGAUGACCCAGAGGACGUGAAAGUUACCAAACGUAAGAAAAUACACGCGUUUAAGUCUAAGAUGCGGAUGGAACAACUUGAAGUCACACAAAAUAAACGGCAAAAUGCUUGGCAGCAGUUCCAGACAACCAAAGGAAAAGCUAAGAAGAUUGGUUUCUUCUCGGGAAGGAAGCGCGAGAGUAUUUUUAAAUCUCCCGAUGAUCCUCAAGGAAAGGUUGGUGUGACUGGAAGUGGUAAAGGUUUGACAGAGUUCCAGAAAAGAGAGAAGCAUUUUCAUCUCAAGGAUGGUACAAUCGAAAAUGAUGAUUAGGUUAAGAAGCCAAUAAGCACUUCGAUUGUAUGUUUGUACCAUGCUCAAACCAAUCACUGUAGAGGCUGUUUGAUGCCAUACAAAACGUUGCAUGUUCUCAAGUGACGUUGAGACUGAUUCGAGAUUAUUGUUUUGGCCCUUUUUAUGGCAAUACUUGCAGGGUUUGUUUGUUUAAUCUUUAUAUCUUAAUAUUAUAUUUAGGGAUUUGUUUGUUUAA
This is a messenger RNA of Trifolium pratense (red clover), 1185 nucleotides long. Its product is annotated as survival of motor neuron-related-splicing factor 30. Lineage: Eukaryota; Viridiplantae; Streptophyta; Magnoliopsida; Fabales; Fabaceae. Gene Ontology annotation, cellular component: nucleus. The transcript has 8 exons. The coding region runs from base 93 to 968 and encodes 291 amino acids. The record is from RefSeq and is a predicted model, not a curated record.